Molecule: messenger RNA, 855 nt
Organism: Cryptococcus amylolentus CBS 6039
Lineage: Eukaryota; Fungi; Basidiomycota; Tremellomycetes; Tremellales; Cryptococcaceae
Exons: 6
Coding region: 118-723 (201 amino acids)
Source: RefSeq, a predicted model, not a curated record
GUAUGAUCUCUUGCAUCCACAAGACAGCAAUGAGCCUCAACCCCAGGAAGACAGUCCUUUUGGUCUGCGACGUCCAAGAGCGGUUCCGUGAGUGUCGUUGGCGAAAGAAGCAGGAACAUGGGCCAUGAUCCCACUUACCGUAUACGUCGUGUCCGAGCAGGAAGUGCCAUCUACGGUUUUGAGCCCCUUACAGCAAGUAUAUGCAAGCUGGUUAAAGCUUCCCAAGUACUCGGCAUUUCAAACUACGUGACUGAGCAGAACCCCAGAGCUCUGGGUCCUACAGUCCAGGAAAUCACUAGUUUGCUGGACGAGUCACCUGAUGAAAAGCUCAAUCUGGGCCGUUUUUCGAAAACAAAGUUUUCGAUGAUUACCGACGAGAUUUUUGAAGAUGAUAUAGGGCUUCCAAGGUACAAGAACUUCAUCUUGACAGGCAUUGAGUCGCACAUCUGUAUCACACAAACGGCCUUGGAUGCACUGAAAAUCACAGAAGCAGAGAACAUAUACAUACCCGUGGAUGCUGUGUCGUCGUGCAACAAAGAGGAGGUCCCGAUCGCACUAGACAAUCUUCGUCAACGAGGGGUUCAGAUCACGACCAGCGAAUCUCUCUUGUACAGGCUGUUGGGCGACGCCGACCACCCUCAGUUCAAGUAUAUCGCCAAGCUUGUGAGAGAGGAAAAGCAGAAUACCGCCGAAGCGCUGCAGACUUUGGCGGCGGUCCUGUAGGGUGAACUAUGCGUCAGGGAUAUUAGUGCCUCGGUAAUGGUGGCAUCUCGCAUUAUGUUGGAAUGUGUGCAGGGAAGAGACAGUCGAGAAAGCGAGAAUACCAAGAGAUGUACUUCAAUAGCACCCACCAGU